This is a messenger RNA of Podarcis lilfordi (Lilford's wall lizard), 25938 nucleotides long. Lineage: Eukaryota; Metazoa; Chordata; Lepidosauria; Squamata; Lacertidae. The record is from the annotation of a GenBank genome assembly.
AUGGCCACAUACAACGUCCAGGUGGUGACUGGGAAGCAGCUCCGUGCUGGCACCAUUGAUUCUGUUUUUGCCACCUUGGUGGGCACCCAUGGCGAGAGCCCCAAAACUGUGCUAGACAACUGGGGCCCAGAUUUCUACAAAGGAGCGGUGAGUGGUUCUGAACAGGAUGGGUUGUGGGGGGCGGCGGGCAGCGGAGCAUUUGUUUUUUUAAAAAAGGGCAUAUCUUACAUUUCCCUCCAAUGAGCUGGGUAACUGAAAAGCAGAGUCAAAUCUUCCCCAAGGAGCAAAAAAAUAAUAUUUAAGAAGUAAAAUGUUAAGUAUGCUUCUCUGUUACCGGGAAAAUGAAAAAUCUGUUGUUGCAUUUUCUCCUGAGAAAGAAUUGUGUUUGUCUGUUUGCUUUGCUGGUUUGAUACGUGCCUGAAAUCAGCCUUGCCUGCUCAUGCUUUCCAUGUUAAAACUUGCUGAUAAAUAGUUAGGUGCGUUUAUUUCUACGCCUCUGGCCAUAGCUUCCCCCCCUUCCCAAUACUGUGUAACAAGUCAGUGGUUAUCCAGUUAAACGCUUCCAGUGACAUUUAAACAGAGUGUUCUAUAUGCACUGAGUUUUGAAUAAAGCCCCAUCAAUAUAAAAAUGUCUAAUGAUGAUUUCAUAGAAUAUUAAUUCAAAAUAAUACGAGACAUCUUGGCCCUAUUAAUUUUGUGUGGUCUUCUCCACUUUCCCCCAAGCAAGGUUAACUCUUUCUGAAACUUGAUGACUUUAAAAUUAGGUCAGGAGAAGAAUGGAAAUCUCAAGGCUCCACCCAUGUAAUUUCUUUUUAAAACAUUUUCUUUAUUAAUUUUCCAAUAUUGACCCAAUAUUACCAGAGUUUUGCCAAUUAUACAGAUUCCAAUUAAUAUCAAUGCAUAGCACAUGCAUAUGGGGCCCCAGAGCUUAUUUUCAACCCCAGGGGCUUCCUAGAUAUUAAAUAGUGGGUGGACAUAGCAGACGACACAGAGAUUUCUCCAAGUAGUUCUUUAUAAGUAAGCUGGAACUGAACUGAACAGCAAACAGCUCAGCCGGCCUGCUUUUACAGUACAGGCAGCCGGCUGCCAACACUGUAACAGCAACCCAGGGUUUCCCGCCUAAAUUAACUGACGUGAACCUGAGUGAAAACUAUACACAGUCAUACCUCGGGUUGAAUGUGCUUUGGGUUGAGCGCGUUCGAGUUGUGCUCCACGGCAACCCGGAAGUAACGGAGUGCGUUACGUCUGGGUUUUGCCGCUUGCGCAUGCGCAGACGCUCAAAAUGACGUCACGAGCAUGCGUGGAAGCAGCAAAACGUGACCCGCGCAUGCGCAGACGUGCCGUCGCUUGUUACGUUCGCUUUGGGAUGUGAACGGGGCUCCGGAACAGAUCCCGUUCGCAUCCCGAGGUACAUGAUAUUCUAGGUGGCCAGGGUGAGAACUUCAAUACAUAACAUCCCUCCCCACCGAGAUAAGGCGUUACUGUGGUGCCCCGCAAGACGAAUGCCUCGCAAGACGGAAAACCCGCUAGACGAAAGGGUUUUCCGUUUUUGAGUUGCUUCGCAGGACGAAUUUCCCUAUGGGCUUGCUUUGCAAGACGAAAAUGUCUUGCGAGUCUUGAGAUUUUUUUCCGCUUCCCCCCCCUUUUUCUAAGCCGCUAAGCCGCUAAUAGCCUUUUAGCAGCUAAGCCGCUAAGCCUUUAAUAGCCGCUAAACCACUAAUAGCGCUAAUCCGCUAAGCCGCUAAUAGGGUUGCUUCGCAAGACGAAAAAACCGCUAGACGAAGACACUCGCGGAACGGAUUAAUUUCGUCUUGCGAGGCACCACUGUAGUUACAAUCAUAGUGGUUCCAUUACAUACAGCAAUACCCUUAUUGGUUUCAGUAAGGCACAUAAGCAUAUUAAUUGACCCUAUUCACCAUACAGCUUUACAUGUGCAGUUUGUCCAAGUGAACAUAGUCUUUUAAAUACGCUGGGCGCUUGGAAACCCUGCCGGACCACCCAAGGCCAGUACUAGAGUCCAGGUGGCCGCCCAAUUCUGGCUGCGACUGUGGUGUGACCAAAUGUGGCAUUGAGCCCGAGUUCCCUGGCUCCGCUGCUGUCAAAGGAACCACCGAGAGCGGACUCGGCGGACGGUCAGGCACGGCAGUGGUCUGAGUCUCUGGAGAGCCAGGCAGACCCACCGAAACGGCUUGGCCCAGCUCCAUGCCCUCAGUUUGUGAGGAAGAUGUAGGUGGAGCCUCGCCUUCCAUUAGCGACUGUUCCGGAGCUGGGGCCACAGUUGGGGGCACAGCGGUAGUGUCCAAAUCCCCAAACCUGCGCCUUAGCUGGUCUAUGUGCCGGCGCCACAAGCGUCCAUUCUCGAGUGCCACCUGGUACAAACAGGCCCCUGUGACUCCCACUACCAUGGCCGGCACCCAAGGAAUGUCCCAAGGUGAGAACUUCAAUACAUAACACUAGAUAUAUUUGGCAGGAAUAAUAAUAAUAAUAAUAAUAAUAAUAAUAAUAAUAAUAAUAAUGUAUUAUUUAUACCCCGCCCAUCUGGCUGGGUCCCCCAGCCACUCUGGGUGGCUUCCAACAGAACACUAAAAUACAAUAAGUAUUAAACAUUAAAAGCUUCCCUAAACAGGGCUGCCUUCUGAUGUAUUCUAAAAUUCUGCUAGUUGUUGUUCUCUUUGACAUCUGGUGGGAAGGUGUUCCACAGGGCGGGUGCCACCACCGAGAAGGCCCUCUGCCUGGUUCCCUGUAACUUGACUUCUCGCAGUGAGGGAUCUGCCAGAAGGCCCUCGGAGCUGGACCUCAGUGUCCGGGUAAAACGAUGGAGGUGGAGAUGCUCCUUCCAGAAGGCAUGAAAAGGAUGCAAUUUGCUUCUAAAGCACAUGCUUGUGUAUAAAUGCUUGAACGUGGGGACUAAAUACCACUGCUAUGCUUCCCUCCAUCAUCUCCCUGCUGCCACCAGCAACAGAUACAGAAGCUACGUAAAGGUUACCAUACUAUGGCAAAAACCAGGGGUCGGCAAACUAUGGCCCGGGGGCCAAAUGCGGCCCGAAAGGGUCAUGAAUCUGGCCCACACGGCCAUUUGAAAACCCCUGUCAAGGGUCCGAGACCGAAAGGCCACGUAGGCAUUUACCUAUACAUGGCGCAGCAAGCAUCUCCGACAUGGCUUUUCAGCGGCGCGGGGACUGAUUGGUCAGUCCCUGUGCCGUGCUGAGGUAAAUUCCAACGCGGCCUUUCAUUCAUAGAGCCACCCAUGAAUCCCACAGCAGUGGGGGGCUGAGCAGCUAGGGGCCGGCAGCUUUGGUGAGCUCGUGGGGCUGGCGCUGAGGAUGCAGCAGAAACUGGGCUUCCUCUUGUGCACGGAGCUGCUCCUUGGCUCUGGGACUGCUGGUGCUCUGGUCGUCACCCUGAAGAUACCGGUAACAGGGCCGUUUCUACGGACUGACGUGGUCGAGAGGGCAUUAGCUAAUCGGUGUGAAGUGAUCCCGAGCUGCCAAAAUACCUUAUUUUCUGGACCAGGCCAAAGUCCACCCAUUGCCAGGAUGGCUUACGAGGACUCCGACCGGCAGCAAGAAAUCAUUGGCUCAAAGGCAAAUUUAUUAUUUCCUUAAGAAUAUUUGUAUCCAAAAGGGCUUCCAGAAUGGCUUAAAGGUAAAGGGACCCCUGACCAUUAGGUCCAGUCGUGGCCGACUCUGGGGUUGCGGCGCUCAUCUCGCUUUAUUGGCCGACAGAGCCAGCGUACAGCUUCCGGGUCAUGUGGCCAGCAUGACUAAGCCGCUUCUGGCGAACCAGAGCAGCGCACGGAAACGCCAUUUACCUUCCUGCCGGAGCGGUACCUAUUUAUCUACUUGCACUUUGACGUGCUUUCGAACUGCUAGGUUGGCAGGAGCAGGGACCGAGCAACGGGAGCUCACCCCGUCACGGGGAUUCGAACCGCCAACCUUCUGAUCGGCAAGCCCUAGGCUCUGUGGUUUAACCCACAGCGCCACCCGUGUCCCUUGGUCUGACGCAGUAGAAAUAUAUAAAUAAAAAAUAAAAAAAUUGUCCAGUAGCACCUUAGAGACCAACUAAGUUUGUUCUUAGUAUGAGCUUUCGUGCGCAUGCACACUUCUUCAGAUACACUGAAACAGAAGUCACCAGACCCUUAUAUAUAGUGAGACAGGGAGGGGUAUUACUCAGAGGGGUGGUGGGAAUGGGUGAUUGGCUGGUAGUGGUAAACAGUCAACACCUAUCAGCCAAUCACCCAUUCCCACCACCCUUCUGAGUAAUAUCCCUUCCUACCCUCUCACUAUAUAUAAAGGUCUGGUGACUUCUGGUUCAGUGUAUCUGAAGAAGUGUGCAUGCGCACGAAAGCUCAUACCAAGAACAAACUUAGUUGGUCUCUAAGGUGCUACUGAGAGCAAAUGAUAUAAUGGUGGCUAUGUUACGGUAUUAUAUAACUGUUAAAAUCAAUAAAAAUCUUUUUCAAAAAACAAAAAAAAACCCCACAUUCUGACAAAAUCCAGGCUGCACUUCUGAGUGCAAGAGUGAUAAUGGGGCAUUGAAGGGCAGGGGAAAGUGAGCUGGUGCUUAACCCUUCCCCCACCGCCUGUUUUCCACUCUGUAUCCUGCAACGGAUUGCCCUUCUGUAGGGAAAUCAGGUGGAUGUUUCCUCUUUCCCCCAGAAUUGAGUAUCAUGGCUUCUUCCUUCCUUCUUUGCUGUUGGCAAACCCCUGGUUCCCGUAACCGGAGAAUAUCUGGAAGAACUAGGUUGUGAAACUUACAUUUUCUUUCUUAACUUAAGCUGCACUCUGUUGCAAGCGGCUUUUGUAAUGGUCUUGUUCUGAAGAAAACCAAGUCCAUCAAAGGAAUGCAAUAUUUUUAUUCAUUGCAUUUAUGUUUCAUUUAUUUAUGAAUGAAGGGUAUGCAAUCAGUGUGGAUGAGGAGUGGGGAAACACAGCCCUGGGGCCAAAAUGCAGUCUUCCGGUCCACUCUAUCUGGUCCUGGAGAGUCUCCACAGGAUGCACCCCUCCCCACGUGACUUCACAAUGGUGGAAAACAUCCUGGAAUUUUGAUAAUCCCUCUCCUUUGCCCAGGUGGAGGGCAGAGGAAUGUGCAAGUGUGUGUAGGAAUUGGUCUACUGUACAAAGGUGAAAUUAAGAUUAAUUGCUCUGCCCUACCUUUGCCUUGCCAACAAAGGCCCGUCUAGUUAAAGCUAUGGUUUUCCCAGUAGUGAUGUAUGGAAGUGAGAGCUGGACCAUAAAGAAGGCUGAUUGCCGAAGAACUGAUGCUUUUGAAUUCUGGUGCCAGAGGAGACUCUUGAGAGUCCCAUGGACUGCAAGAAGAUCAAAACUCUCCAUUUUGAAGGAAAUCAGCCCUGAGUGCUCACUGGAAGGACAGAUCCUGAAGCUGAGGCUCCAAGACUUUGGCCGCCUCAUGAGAAGAGAAGACUCCCUGGAAAAGACCCUGAUGUUGGGAAAGAUGGAGGGCCCAAGGAGAAGGGGACGACGGAGGACGAGAUGGUGGGACAGUGUUCUCGAAGCUAGCAGCAUGAGUUUGACCAAACUGCGGGAGGCAGUGGAAGACAGGAGUGUCUGGCGUGCUCUGGUCCAGGGGUCAUGAAGAGUCGGACAUGACUAUACGACUAAACAACACCACCUUUGCCUCUGACCAGCCCACCAUCCACAUGUGGCCCCCUGGAAGGGAAUGAGACCCUUGAGCUUCCCCAGUGAUGGAUUGUAUGGCUCUAGAUGGACCAGUGGUCUGACUCAGUGUAGGCAGUUCAGUGUGGUGCAAUGGUUAGAUUGCUGGACUGGAACCUGGGGGAGACCAGGGUUCGAAUCUCCACUCAUCCAUGAAACUCACUGGGUGACCUUGGGGGCCAGUCACUGCCUCUCUCAGCCUAACCCAACCUUUCAGGGUUGUAGUGGGGAUUAAAUGAGAGGGGGUGACCUGUGUACACCCCCGUGAGCAGCUUGGGGGGGGGAAAGGAGGGCCCUGUGAUCUCUGGAUGAGGGGCAUUACAUAAAUGCAAUGAAUGAAUGAAUUGGCCUCAUCCACACCAAUUGCCUACCCUCCAGCAUUUCUCUGAUGAAAAUAGGGACAUUCUGUUCUACAUCAGGAAGAUUCUGGGGUAUUGGGUCCCUUGAUGGGGGGUUGGACCCCCCAAAUUUUCUUAUAAUGUUGCAGGAUUCUCAGUCAAUAAGACAGACACCAGGUUCUCUGAGGAAAAGCCUUUGGCUUAUUAAUCUGCGCAGCUGGCUGCAAUGGGAUAGCUACCAAAAGCUGAGCGUCGUACCCAGAUCAGAGAAGGGUUUUUAUAGUGCGAGACAAACAACUAUCAGCAGAAUAUAUGACGACAUCCAGAACAAGAAAGAAUUUUGCAAGCAAAUCGCAAGACUCUCAUCCCACCAGUUCCUCUCCUGGGGAACUUGAUUUCCAAGCAAGUUUCGAGAUAAGUUCCCUUCUCAAGAUAAGCUCACUUCCUCAGUAUGUUUCUGAGCACAAUUCAAAGUGUUGGUGUUGACCUUUAAAGCCCUAAACGGCCUCGGUCCUGUAUACCUGAAGGAGUGUCUCCACCCCCAUUGUUCUGCCCGGAUGCUGAGGUCCAGCUCUGAGGGCCUUCUGGCGGUUCCCUCACUGCAAGAAGCAAAGCUACAGGGAACCAGGCAGAGGGCCUUCUCGGUAGUGGCGCCCACCCUGUGGAACGCCCUCCCAUCAGAUGUGAAAGAGAUAAACAACUACCUGACAUUUAGAAGACAUCUGAAGGCAGCCCUGUUCAGGGAAGUUUUUAAUGUGUGACAUGUUAAUGUAUUUUUAAUCUUUGUUGGGAGCCACCCAGAGUGGCUGGGGAAACCCAGCCCAAAUGGGCAGGGUACAAAUAAAUUAUUAUUAUUAUUAUUAUUAUUAUUAUUAUUCCCCAUUUCUUCCCAGAAACUGCUAUCUUUGCAGACAGAGUUCUGGCCCAUCUUCUAAUGAUUCACCCAUCACGGGGGUGGGGGUGUCUCUGCUUCUAUUUGGGGCAGGGGGUGCUGAAGCAAGUAAAUUCUAUUUGUUGCAUCCAUCAAUAACAGUAGGUUAGUCCAACAAGCAGCUAGCUGCCUGAGUGAGGAUGGGGUUCUUGUGAGGGCUGCAGAGCCAAGGAUGGCUGAGGACUUUGAUAAUUCCCAUAGAGCCUACAGGCUAAGUUAAAGGUGAGGUUUUUCACCUGGAGUUGAAAUCUGUCUCUUUAUCAUCCCUUCCUGCUUUCUAAGGCUGCCUCUGGAUCUCCCGACUUUUCCGUUCCAGGUGCAAGACUACGAAGUCACCUGUAAGCAGGAGCUGGGGGAAAUCUUUCUUCUCCGUCUCCACAAAGAAGUUGUAUCCAAUCUGCUGUCCACUAGCUGGUACUGUAGUUUUGUCACCGUGACGUCCCCUAAAGGAGAAGUCUUCAGAUUUCCAUGCUAUCAGUGGAUUGCGGGCUCUGAUACCCUGGAGCUGAGGGAGGGAUCGGGUAAGUAGACUUGCUGAGAGAGAGAGAGAGAGAGAGAGAGAGAGAGAGAGAGAGAGAAGAAGGUCCCUACUCUGCAAAAUCCUCUUUUAGCCUUUUAUUGUUUGGACAGCAUGCCGGUCCCCCCAAACAUAGUGAUCAAUGGUAUUUACUGUUCAUAAGAAAAUAUAAACGACAGUGGUACCUUGGUUCUCAAACUUAAUCCGUUCCAGAAGUCGGUUCCAAAACCAAAGCGUUCCAAAACCAAGGCUCGCUUUCCCAUAGAAAGUAAUGCAAAACGGAUCGAUCCGUUCCAGACUUUGAAAAACGACCCCUAAAACAGCAAUUUAAACAUGAAUUUUACUAUCUAACCAUAAAAUGAUCCAUAAAAUGAAAGCAAUAAACAAUGUACUGCAGUCACACAAUCAAUCAAUCAUCCAACCAGUAGCUGAACUGGGUUCCACACAGUCACAAAAACAAAACAAAAAAGAGCCGCAGAAAUGCAAAAUAAAUAGCAAAAACAGACAGACCUCGGUCUAACACUCCAAACAGAAGCGUGGCAUUCAAAAAGGAGCAUGUUCGGCUUCCGAAAAAAGUUCGCAAACCAGAACACUUACUUCCGGGUUUGCAGUGUUUGGGUUCCAAGUUGUUUGAGUACCAAGGCGUUUGAGAACCAAAGGACCACUGUACCAGAUCUGAACCGAAUGAAGCAGGCUGACAUAAUAAACACCAUCUCUCUCUCUCUCUCUCUCUGUCCCUCCAGCGAAGACACCAGCUAUGGAUACUCUUCAAUUACUCAAGGACCACCGGAAGAAGCAGCUUCAGGACAGACAAUCUGCCUACGAGUGAGUGUGGCUGCUGUAAACUUCUAGUCAUGCAACCUGUGUGUGUUUGUGUGUCUGUGUAAUGGAUUCCUGGGUUCUGCCUCCAGCUCUCAGGGGUGUGUGUGUGUCUGUUUGUGCUUCUAGCCCUCAUUCCUUCCAUGUCCAAUGUUCAGAGUGCAAGUGUCAUUGCUUAGGCACACUUUGGGGGAACCACAAGGUUUGUAGGGAUGCAACGAAUCGUUCAGGGGAGGAAGCCUAAGCGUGCAGGAAAUCCCUGUGCUCAGUGGACGCAGAAUGCUGGCUGACUGUUGGGGAGCAGGAUGGGAAACCAUGGAUGGGAAACCCAUUUGGCCCAGUAUAGAUGAAGGGGCGUCUCCUCCCUCAUCAUUCAGCCUGGACACUGAGGUCCAGCUCCGAGGGCCUUCUGGCGGUUUCCUCCCUGUGAGAAGUGAAGUUACAGGGAAUAAUAAUAAUAAUAAUAAUAAUAAUAAUAAUAAUAAUUUAUUAUUUAUACCCCGCUCAUCUGGCUGGGCUUCCCCAACCACUCUGGGCGGCUUCCAAAAAAAUAUUAAAAUACUGUAAUACAUCAAACAUUAAAAGCUUCCCUAAACAGGGCUGCCUUCAGAUGUCUUCUAAAAGUCUGGUAGUUGUUGUUCUCUUUGACAUCUGGUGGGAGGGCGUUCCACAGAGCGGGUGCCACUACCGAGAAGGCCCUCUGCCUGGUUCCCUGUAACUUGGCUUCUCGCAGUGAGUGAAUCGCCAGAAGGCCCUCGGUGCUGGACCUCAGUGUCCGGGUAGAACCAGGCAAAGGGCCUUCUCUGUGGUGGCGCCCUCCCUGAGGAACACCCUCCCGUCAGAUGUCAAGGAAAUAAACAACUCUCUGACUUUUAGAAGACAUCUGAAGGCAGUCCUGUUUAGGGAAGUUUUGAAUGUUUGAUGUUUUAUAGAAUCAUAGAAUCAUAGAAUCAUAGAGUUGGAAGAGACCACAAGGGCCAUCGAGUCCAACCCCCUGCCAAGCAGGAAGCACCAUCAGAGCACUCCUGACAUAUGGUUGUCAAGCCUCUGCUUAAAGACCUCCAAAGAAGGAGACUCCACCACACUCCUGGGCAGCAAAUUCCACUGUCGAACAGCUCUUACUGUCAGGAAGUUCUUCCUAAUGUUUAGGUGGAAUCUUCUUUCUUGUAGUUUGGAUCCACUGCUCCGUGUCCGCUUCUCUGGAGCAGCAGAAAACAACCUUUCUCCCUCCUCUAUGUGACAUCCUUUUAUAUAUUUGAACAUGGCUAUCAUAUCACCCCUUAACCUCCUCUUCUCCAGGCUAAACAUGCCCAGCUCCCUUAGCCGUUCCUCAUAAGGCAUCGUUUCCAGGCCUUUGACCAUUUUGGUUGCCCUCCUCUGGACACGUUCCAGUUUGUCAGUGUCCUUCUUGAACUGUGGUGCCCAGAACUGGACACAGUACUCCAGGUGAGGUCUGACCAGAGCAGAAUACAGUGGCACUAUUACUUCCCUUGAUCUAGAUGCUAUACUCCUAUUGAUGCAGGCCCAGAAUUGCAUUGGCUUUUUAGCUGCCGCGUCACACUGUUGGCUCAUGUCAAGUUUGUGGUCAACCAAGACUCCUAGAUCCUUUUCACAUGUACUGCUCUCAAGCCAGAUGUCACCCAUCUUGUAUUUGUGCCUCUCAUUUUUUUUGCCCAAGUGCAAUACUUUACAUUUCUCCCUGUUAAAAUUCAUCUUGUUUGUUUUUGCCCAGUUCUCUAAUCUGUCAAGGUCGUUUUGAAGUGUGAUCCUGUCCUCUGGGGUGUUAGCCACCCAUCCCAGUUUGGUGUCAUCUGCAAAUUUGAUCAGGAUGCCCUUGAGCCCAUCAUCCAAGUCGUUGAUAAAGAUGUUGAAUAAGACCGGGCCCAAGAUAGAACCCUGUGGCACCCCACUAGUCACUCUUCUCCAGGAUGAAGAGGAACCAUUGAUGAGCACCCUUUGGGUUCGGUCAGUCAGCCAGUUACAAAUCCACUGAGUGGUAGCAUAGUCAAGACCGCAUUUUACCAGCUUCUUUACAAGAAUAUCAUGGGGCACCUUGUCAAAUGCCUUGCUGAAAUCAAGGUAGGCUACAUCCACUGCGUUCCCUUCAUCUACCAGGCUUGUAAUUCUGUCAAAAACGAGAUCAGGUUAGUUUGACAUGACUUAUUUUUCAGAAAUCCAUGCUGACUAUUGGUGAUCACAGCAUUCCUUUCUAGGUGCUCACAGACUGUUUGCUUAAUGAUCUGCUCCAGAAUCUUCCCUGGUAUUGAUGUCAGACUGACUGGGCGGUAAUUAUUUGGAUCCUCUCUUUUCCCCUUUUUGAAAAUAGGGACAACAUUUGCCCUCCUCCAGUCUGCCGGGACUUCGCCUGUUCUCCAGGAAUUCUCAAAGAUGACUGCCAGUGGUUCUGAGAUCAUAUCUGCCAGUUCUUUUAAUACUCUUGGAUGCGGUUCAUCUGGCCCUGGAGACUUGAAUACAUCUAAACUAGCCAAGUAUUCUUGUACUAUCUCCUUAGUUAUUCUGGGCUGUGUUUCCUUAUUCUUUAUUCUUUAUCGUGUUUUUAAUAUUCUGUUGGGAGCUGCCCAGAGCGGCUGUUGGGGAAACCCAGCCAGAUGGAUGGGGUAUAAAUAAUAAAUGAUGAUGAUGGUGAUGAUGAUGAUGAAUGGAAUGGAGUUUCCUGCAGGAAGGUGUGGAUGAGCAGGCGCUCCCCCCCCAACCCCACACUGCAACGUUUUGUUGCUGGUUCCACUUAUGUGUCAGGAGCCAGCCAGCAAUAAAUCACAAGAAGUGAAGUCAACUCUUUGUUGGGAGAAGCUAGGUCUGCUCAGGAGUGCCAGGCCUAAUGAGCGCAGCAACUAUUUUCAGUAGGUCUUGCCCCAAUGAGGCAGUUGUGAAGGUCCCCACCUUCCCACAGCUGCCUAAGUCUCCUCCUCCUCCAGGUCCUUCCCGAGCAAUCACAGACUACACUGGCGUGCCCAUCUUUUGUCCCCUCCCACUUCAUACCUUUCCUGGUCCUGGGGGACCAGUGGGGAGGGGAGCUGGUCACAGCAGGAGGGAGAGACCCCCUGCCUUCUUCACCAGCCUGACUCACCUCUGCCUCUCAACCUCCCACCUCUCCUUCUUCAGCUUCUGCCUCUGAUUCUGGACUCCCGUCUGACACAGACUCUCCCCGCUCACUAAUCCCUGUUGCCGCUUCAACUUCUGAUAUCUCUUCUUCCCAACACCAGUCUUUGGGCUCUGAGCCUUCUUCUCUUGGUUGCAGCAGCUACUACUAUGCUAUAAGAUCCACUGUCCUGUGAUAUCAUAUAUGAGUUUGACCUACUGAUGAAGCCCAGGAUGGCGAAACAAGGCUAAUAUUCCGGAAAUCCUUGUUUUAGACUCUGUGAAAGGAUUCUGUGGAACUGUAACAACCUUUCAUGUCGAUUGUUGGACUCUAAGAACAGACGGGUGGAAUAAACACUUUCACAUAUAUGGACCUUAUGCAUAAACUGAUUAGAAAAUGAACUGAUCCACUGGAUCUUCUACUUUUUUUGUUGGACUUUAUGAGCUACUUCUGUUGAAUUCUAUAAUUUAAUACAAUGAAUAGUAAGAAUUCUUUUGCAAAUGUACAGCCGGUUACGUCUUGUGUCUUUAUUGAAUAUUAUGCAACCAGUCCAUGACAUUGUGAUACCGAUUUCCUUCUGCACAGGUGGAAGAAGUUUGCUGAGGGCGUCCCUUUCCAUCUGGACGUUGCAUCCCCCCAGGAACUGGACACAAACAUCAGGUUUUCUUUCAUCAAAGCGGCGGAUUUUGCCAAUCGCUCCAAAGCCCAGUAAGUUUGGAGAAAGAAGCCGCAAUGUUGGUGGCAGAUCACAUUCUUUAAUGCAGACCACUUUCUGGGCUAUGCACAGGCAGUUCCAGCCCAGGAUCUGUGGUAAGCAGUGAUGUAUAGGUGGGUUCCCACGAGACAAGAUACAGUGAUAAAAGCAAGAACCUUUACUGAACUAACAGAACUGGACAACAGGGGCAAAGCAACUGCUUAUAUACAUUUCUGAAGGCCUGGGCCACUCCCACUCCCAACGUGAUUGGCUGUCUAAACUUCCAAGCUGCGAAUCAUGAAUCAGAGUUUCAGGGCCAAUGGCAGAGGCCCAAAUCCUGAAAUGUUCUGCGAUUGGACAACAUGUAUCGAAUCAGAACACAGGGCCUCAGAAUCCUUAGUCCAGACUCAAGCUCAGGCAAACACAGACCACUGAAUACAUAACAAGCAGACAAGGGGAAGGAGAAUUCUGGAAGGAGGAAUAACGCUAGUCAGCGUUGCUCUGGCCAUUCGCACCUCCUACAAUGCCUAGGAAAGGUCUCAGUAUAUCCCCUCAGAAAUCCGCCACGUAGGACAUAUCAAAAAAAGUCCCAAAGUGACUGACAACCAAAGUAAAGCAAUAAUAAUAUAAUAAUGAAAUUAUGUACACAUAUUGAUAGCAGAUGGAACAUUUCAAUAUCAUAUCAUUUGCCCAAAUCCCAAGGAAAAUAGAAUUGUAGAGUUGGAAGGGACCCUAACUCCCUGCAAUGCAGGAAUAUGUAGCUGCCCCAUAUGGGUAUCGAACCUGCGACCUUGGUAUUAUCGGCACCAUACUCUAACCGACGGAGCUAUCCAGCAAAAAGCUGUCUUUGUGUGGUGCCAAAAGGAAGACGAGGCUGGUGCCAGGCAGGCCACCUCAGAAAGAGCAUGUGAGAUUGCUCAUCCACCAUGUCUUUCCUGCAUGAGAAUGUCAUGGGGUGGAGAUGAUGGCUUCUUGCAUUUAGUGAUGCUCUCUGUAUCGUAUUACACUGUUUUACUGGCUGCUGCUGGAAUUCUUGCGUUGACUUCUAUUGAUGGUUGAUUCGCUGUUGUAUUUUAGCUUUGGAAGCUGCCCAAAUAGUAUUGAUAUUGCAGCGUACAAAUGCUUUCAGUAAGUACAGUGGUACCUUGGUUCUCAAGUGCCUUGGUUCUCAAACAACUUGGAACCCAAACACUGCAAACACGGAAGUAAGUGUUCUGGUUUGCAAACAUUUUUUGGAAGCCGAACGUGCUCCGUUUUGAGUGUUAUGCGUCCGAUUUGAGUGCCACACUUCUGUUUUGAGUGUUACGCUGAGGUCUGUCUGUUUUUGCUAUUCAUUUUGCAUUUUUUGUGGCUCUUUUUUUUUUUGGGUGUGUGACUGUGUGGAACCCAGUUCAGCUACGGACUGAUUGAUUGUGUGACUGCAGUACUGUUUAUUGCUUUCAUUUUAUGGAUCAGUGGUCUCGUUAGAUAGUUAAAUUCAGUUGAAUUGCUGUUUUGGGGGUUGUUUUUAAAAGUCUGGGACAAAUUACAGUCAUACCUCGGGUUACAGACGCUUCAGGUUGCGUUUUUUCGGGUUACGGACACUCCGAAACCUGGAAGUACCGGAAUGGGUUACUUCUGGGUUUUGGCAGUUGCGCAUGUGCAGAAGUGCUAAAUUGCACUUUGUGCAUGCGCAGAAGCGCCAGAUCUCAACCUGCAUGUGCACAGACGCAGCGCUGCGGGUUGAGAACAUGCCUCCCAUACGGAUCAUGUUCGCAACCCGAGCGUCCACUGUAAUCUGUUUUGCAUUACUUUCUAUGGGAAAGCACGCCUUGGUUUUGGAACGCUUUGGUUUUGGAAUGGACUUCUGGAACGGAUUGAGUUUGAGAACCACUGUAAUAGAUUAGUGGAGGGGUGGGGUGGGGCUGUUUCCUGUUCAUGGGGCACCUUUAAAGGACAAGGAAGAGCACAUUUCAUCCCUUGACGUUCAUCCCCCCUUUGUUCCCUUCUGACUUCAGGCAGGUAGAGCUCAAGCUGAGAGGGUACUCCACUAGCCAAGAGUCCUGGGAGAAGCUGGAAGAUAUCAACAAAGUCUUCUUGUUCACCGAGACGGAUUUGUCCAGUAAGAUGGUAGCCCUGUUCAAAACUCACUGCAAGCAGCCUCUGAUAGACCCCCAUAGUGUGAAUUUCGUUUCCAGCUACCUAGAGAUGGGGGUUGGUUUCCAGAAAUCUGGGUCCCCGGCUCUUUCCUGAUUUAGUAACACAAUGGAUCCUACUGUGAAUGGGACCCGUGAAGCCCAAAAGCUGUUGCCACUGAUAUGACGUGGCCGAACCUCCUUUGGCUCAUGCGGAGAUCCAUUUGAGGUUAGUGUCAAAUCCUGGCCAACGUGCUGACGCUCACGGGAUCCUUCAGUCAAGCUUUUAAUUUGCUCAGCAGCGGAACAGGGAGUGGCUCAGUUCGUCGGCGUCCCAAGCUUAAUGGCGUUAGGAAAGCUUGCGGAAUUUGUUGGCUAUAAAGCAAAGUCUGUAGAAUAAUGAAGCAAUGUACCUAUAAUGAAAUUUGAAGCAAUUUGAGACAGUUUGCAACUAAUUAAUGGUAUGAAGUAAUAACUGACAUUGACAAAGCAAUCAGUCUGGGAAAAACGGCAUAAUCACCUCCCAACCCACUCCAGUUGCAAAACAGUUAUAAGUUCUUGAGCAAAUGAGAUCACUGAAUGUCAUAAGUACCAAUCCAACGCAGCAGGCCAGUCUUUGAGGCUUUAAGCUGGGAGAUACAGGGCAGAAUAGGUAAAGGGAUCCCUGACCAUUAGGUCCAGUUGUGGCCGACUCUGGGGUUGCGGCGCUCAUCUCGCUUUACUGGCCGAGGGAGCCGGCGUACAGCUUCCGGGUCAUGUGGCCAGCAUGACUAAGCUGUUUACCUUCCUGCCAGAGCGGUACCUAUUUAUCUACUUGCACUUUGAUGUGCUUUCGAACUGCUAGGUUGGCAGGAGCAGGGACCGAGCAACGGGAGCUCACCCCGUCGCGGGGAUUCGAACCGCCGACCUUCUGAUCAGCAAGUCCUAGGCUCUGUGGUUUAACUCACAGCGCCAUCCGUGUCCCUACUAAUGGGGCAGGUUAGUAGACAGCAAAAGAGAACAAGAAAUUGAUUGGUUGGUUGCAUUUAUAUCCCUCCCUUUUCUCCAUGGACUGAAAUGUGGCUUAUAUAGUUUUUCCACUCCUCAUUUAAUCCCCCAACAACCCUUUGAUGUAGGCUGCAAUGUGAGGCCGUGACUGGCCUGAGGCUACUCAGUGAGCUUCAGGCCUGAGUGAGGAUUCGAACCCUGAUCUCCUGAGUCCUAGUCAGACACUCUAACCUGGCCUUUCUCAACCGUUUAUGUUGUUGGACUGCAACUCCCAUCAUUCCUAGCCAGCAUUGGCAGUGAUCAGGGAUGAUGGGAGUGGCUCUAACCACUACACCACACUGCCUGACACUGAAAGGAAAACUGUACAGCCCCCUUCCCCCCCAAAAAAAACCCCUAACAAAAAAAAACCUGAAUGCACCUUUAAAAAAUAAAAUAAAAUUGAUCGGUAACGGACCAGGAGAUCAGACUCUUCUAUUAAUUUUGCAUUCGUUUCGUGACUCCUGGAGGCAGACCCACGUAAAAGGUAGACUAAGCUAUCUGGGAUCAGGAAGAGAGGAACUGAGACCCUUCCCUUGUCAGAUGUUCCCCAUGCAGGCGAAUCUCAACACGCUUCAGCGUUUUGAGGCUCUCGCUUGUUUUGACUCCACGGUCUAAGGCAGCUCCCUCUGUUCCUAGGAUACGUCGUGAAGCACUGGAAGGACGACGCGUUCUUUGGGUACCAGUUUCUGAACGGUCUGAACCCGAGAAUGAUCCAAAGAUGCACAGAGAUUCCAUCCAACUUCCCUGUGACUCAGGACAUGGUGGCCAAAUCCCUUGGGUCCUCCACCACACUGCAGAAGGAGCUGGAGGUGAGGAGGGAAAACGUUCUGCAGCUUGACUGAUGGGGAAACGCUGUUGCACCAGAAGAGGCACACAAGCAGCACCCCUCUCCUCUUUGAUGAUGAUGGUGAUAUUAUUAUAAUACUCCACUCAUCUGGCUGGCUUUCCCCAGCCACUCUGGGCAGCUCCCAACAGAAUAUUAAAAACAUGAUAAAACGUCAAACAUUCAAAACUUCUCCAAACAGGGCUGCCUUCAGGUGUCUUCUGAAAGUCAGAUAGUUGUUUAUUUCCUUGACAUCUGACGGGAGGGCGUUCCACAGGACGGGUGCCACUACCGAGAAGGCCCUCUGCCUGGUUCCCUGUUACCUCACUUCUCGCAGGCAGGGAACCGCCAGAAGGCCCUCAGUGUCUGGGCUGAACAAUGGGGGUGGAGAUUCUCCUUCAGGUAUACUUGGCCGAGGCCGUUUAGGGCUUUAAAUGUCAGCACCGACACUUUGAAUUGUGCCCGGAAAUGUACUGGGAGCCAACGUAGGUCUUUCAUGACCUGUGUUAUGUGGUCCUGGCUGAGGGCCUUCUCGGUGGUGGUGCCUACCCUGUGGAAUGCCCUCCCACCAGAUGUCAAGGAAAUAAACAAUUAGCUGACAUUUAGAAGACAUCUGAAGGCAGCCCUGCUUAGGGAAGCUUUUAAUGUUUGAUGUUUUAUUGCUUUUUUUAUUACUAUUAUAAUUAAUUGUGUUGGGAGCUGCCCAGAUUGGCUGGGAAAACUGGGCUGAGGCCGUUUAGGGCUUUCAAGGUCAGCACCAACACUUUUAAUUAUACUCGGAAACAUACUGGGAGCCAAUGUAGGUCUUUCAAGACCGGUGUUUAUGUGGUCUCUCGGUGGCCACUCCCAGUCAUCAGUCUAGCUGCCACAUUCUGGAUUAGUUGUAGUUUCUGGGUCACCUUCAAAGGUAGCCCCACGUAGAGCGCAUGGCAGUAGUCUAAGCGGGAGCUAACCAGAGCAUGCACCACUCUGGCGAGACAGACAGCGGGCAGGUAGGGGCUCAUCCUGUGUACCAGAUGGAGCUGUGACAGAGGCUUGUGUUCUUCUCCCAAACAGAAGGGCUCCAUCUUCAUUGCUGACUACCGCAUCCUGGAGGGGCUCUCUGCAGGAAUCAAUAACAACCGCCAGCAAUACCUAGCAGCCCCCCUGUGCUUGCUGCAUCUCACAGCCCAAGAGCAGCUUAUGCCCCUCGCCAUCCAGGUAACAGGUUGGGGCAGCUGGGGGCUCAGAAGAUGCUUUGGGAGAUAGCAGUGGGGAAGGGAGGCUGUGCCUCCAUCAUGGACUGAAGGCGACCUCUGGUGGUUCUCUGCGGUACUCUGCAACUUCGUACUUUAAGUCGGUUAAUGCAGUCAAUUGCGCAGAGUCGACUUGCAUGAUUUCAACCUUACUGUCAUGGACUGACUGGGUACCAAGGAACGGUGGGAGGCACCAGCCGGGGAGCCCCCGAGGGAAGAAGGCUCAGUGCCUGGGGAGUGGUGGCGGGACGACAAUGAGUGGUCAGAGGCAGAAGAGGGAGCAGACUAGGAGGAGAAGGUGUUGGAAGCUGAAGAGAGAACAGGGUUUAGUGAGCAGGAAGAGGCUGCGGCAGAGAGCAGUUCAGACUGGGAGCCAGGAGAGAAGAGUGGAGAGAAAGGGGGCCAGGAAACAGAAAUGAGUCAGGAUGGUGAAGAAUCUAGGGGGUCUUCCCCCUCCCGCUGCGACCAGCUCCCUUCCCUGCCUGGUCUCCCAGAACACGGGGAGGAAUGAAAAGGGCGGAGCAAAGAGAGACAAGACGAAGGAGUCUCAGAUUGCUUAGGAAGGUCCUGGGGGAAGAGGAGAUUUAGGGAGCUGUGGGAAGGCCCGGGAAGCUCAUUGGGCCAGAUCAAGUAUCACCAACCUUCAGCCCUCCAGAUGUUUUGGACUUAUAUUCCCAUCAUUCCUGACCACUGGUCCUGUUAGCUAGGGAUCAUGGGAGUUGUAGGCCAAAACAUCUGGAGGGCCGCAGGUUGGGGGUGCCUGGGCUAGAUCUACCAGGAAUAGUUGCUGUGCUCACUAGGCCUGGCCUUCUGAGCUGUUUGCUUCUUUGAAUGAAGAGUUCAUUUCAUCAACACUGUGUGACUUAUUGCUGACCUGCUGCUGGUGGCACUUACUGUAUAUGAUUGAAAGAUGGCCGUUUGAAAUCCCACAAAUUUAUGGCAUGCAACGGAAAGAGCUGUGAUGCUCCUUCGUUUUCCUGGCAUGGAAAGAGCUGUCAAUUUCUCUGCUUUGCUUACUGGAUUCUGGGAUGCUCUCCCGAUCUCGUGACAGCAUCCCAGAGCCUGAUAAGCAGGGCAAAGAACUUACAAUUUAUUGUAACUAGAUUUAUCAAAAAGCUUUGGAUAAAGAAUCUCACCAAAGCCUCCUGAGGAACCUCUGCAGUCAUGGUAUAGGUCCUCUUACAGAUAAGAGACUGUUAUGUACUGAAGUUCUCACGCUGGGCCAGCAGGGGGAUACUGUAGAUAGUUAUGCAAAUGAAGGAUCGAAAGUGACGUUCAGUGAUUGGAUAGUUUUAGAAAGUUGCUACAGUAACGUUGUACUGGAGCUCUAUAUAAGCAGGCUGACUGAGCCCUUCAGCGCAGUUCUGUUCUGGCCUCUGAAUAAACAAGAGCUGUUUGAAGAAUCGCUGUGUCGUCUGAUAUGUUCACCCACAACCUAACAGAGACUGUCCAAGAAACAGGAAACAGAGAGUAGGAAUAAAUGGAGCCAAUGUUGUAUUCUGCCGCCCCCACAGCUCAGCCAGACCCCUGGCCCAAAGGCUCCCAUCUUCCUGCCGAGUGACCCCGAAUGGGACUGGAUCCUGGCCAAGACCUGGGUGCGAAACGCUGACUUCCAGGUGCACCAGGUCCUCACCCACCUGCUCCGGACCCACCUGCUGGCGGAGGUGUUCACCAUCGCCACCCUGCGCCACCUCCCCAUGUGCCACCCGCUCUAUAAGGUGAGGCUGCCAAUUCCGUGUCCUUGAGCUUGGUGGAACUUGGGACCGGGCCUACCUAAAAGACUGCACUGGAGACAGAAAGGAAGCGCAUCCAUUCUCUUCAGCAGCUUAAAACAAAGAGAGUACGCACCCAAGAUGGAUGCUCACAGAUCUUUUUUUUUUAAUAAUGCUUUUAUUUAUUUUCAUGGUACAGAAGAUAAAUUUUGAGAAAACAAUUAUUACAACAGUAAACAAAAAACAAAAAAACAGUAAACAACAAAUAACUUGUCCUGAUGACACCACACCACAGGCUUUUAUCAUGUGUUAAAGUUUCAUCUGAAUACUCUAAGACAGGGGUGUACAAACUUUUUUCAAAGAGGGCCAGAUUUGAUGAAGUGAAGGGCCGUGAGGGCCAACCAAAGUCUAUUAUAUUUUGGCCAAACUGCGGGAGGCAGUAGAAGACAGGAGUGCCUGGUGUGCUCUGGUCCAGGGGGUCACGAAGAGUCAGACACGACUAAACAACAUCUAUUAUAUAUCCAUAGUAUCCAGAGUUCAUGUUACUUUACUAGUGUCAUUGUAUUCCUGCCAAUGAUUUCAACUGUUUACAGUGGUCUCUCAAAUACAGUGGUACCUCUGGUUGCAAGCGGGAUCCGUUCUGGAGGCCCGUUCACAACCUGAAAGGAACGCAACCGGCGUCUGCCGCUUCCACGCAUGCGCGUGACAUCAUUUUUGCGUGUCUGCGCAUGCGCGAGCGGCGAAACCCUUUCUGGUACUUCCGGGUUGCUGUGGGAUGCAUCCUGAAAACGCUCAACCUGAAGCAAACGUAACAUGAGGUAUGACUGUACGUUUAAAAGUUAUCCCAGUCUUUCACAAAUAUUUGGUCUUCCUGGUUUCUGAUCUUUCCCGUCAAUCUUGCCAUUCCGUCAGCUUGGUCUGGCACUCUUCUCUGGUCGGUACUUCGAAAUUUCCAGCCGCGCUUCACAGCAUACAAUACUGGCACAUUAUAGAUUCACUUCCCAUUUUGAUGUACAUUAAGCCAUUAACAAAGGAGGGACCCCGGUGGCGCUGUGGGUUAAACCACAAAGCCUAGGACUUGCCGAUCAGAAGGUUGGCGCUUCGAAUCCCUGCGACGGGGUGAGCUCCCGUUGCUCAGUCCCUGCUCCUGCCAACCUAGUAGUUUGAAAGCACGUCAAAGUGCAAGUAGAUAAAUAGGUACCGCUCCAGCGGGAAGGUAAAUGGCAUUUCCAUGCGCUGCUCUGGUUCGCCAGAAGCGGCUUAGUCAUGCUGGCCACAUGACCCGGAAUCUGUACGCCGGCUCCGUCGGCCAAUAAAGCGAGAUGAGCGCCGCAACCCCAGAGUCGGUCACGACUGGACCUAAUAGUCAGGGGUCCCUUUACCUUUACCUAGACCAUUAACAAAGCCGUCCUCUCCCUUCUUUUACAGCUCCUGAUCCCCCACACCCGCUACACCCUCCACAUCAAUGCCUUGGCCCGGGAGCGCCUCAUUUCAAAGGAUGGUGUCUUCGACAAGGUAAGCUGCCCUGGGGUCUCGCUACCUCGCCUGAGAAGAAUCAGGUUUUGCUGCUCCUAGACCUUCUCCUUCUAGGUUGUGACUCCCUUUCCCCCACCCCAUGUCUCCAGGCAACUGGCGUCGGACUCCAGGGCUUGGUUGAGCUGCUGCAAAGGGACUUGAAGACCAUGACCUACUCCUCCCUCUGCCUCUCAGAAGACCUGGAAGCUCGCGGGGUGUCCUCAUUGCCCAAUUAUUACUACAAGGAGGACGGCCUGAAGAUCUGGGCAGCCGUGGAGAGGUCAGGGAAGGGCGUGGGUGGGACUGUGUCGGUCUCCAUUUUGCCUGGAGCAAAAUUCAAGGAUGUGGACGUGGGGUGUGUGUGUGUGUGUUUGCAUCUGUGUGCAGGAAUACAAAGGGAGGGUUGGGGGGCUCCGACUCAGAUGGUGGAACAUCGUUCUGCCCAGACACUGAGGUCCAGCUCCGAGGGCCUUCUGGUGGUUUCCUCACUGCGAGAAGCCAAGUUACAGGGAACCAGGCAGAGGGCCUUUUUGGUAGUGGCACCCGCCCUGUGGAACGCCCUCCUGUCAGAUGACAAGGAAAUAAACAACUCUCUGACUUUUAGAAGACAUCUGAAGGCAGCCCUGUUUAGGGAAGCUUUUAAUGUUUGAUGUUUUGUUGUGUUUUUAAUAUAUUCUGUUGGAAGCUGCCCAGAGUGGCUGGGUAGGGUAUAAAUAAAUCAACAACAACAACAACUAAUUCCUAGGAGCUCUCCUGAAAUAUACUCAGAGUUGAGAGUGGAUUUCAUGCUCUUUAUUCAGCUCAUAGUGGUGAGGAGGGAAUGGAAGUUCCCCCAAAGUAUCUGCUUUAUAUACAUUAUUUACACAAUGGGCUGCAUGUGAUUGGCUAAUUCCGGAAUUCUCCUGUAGGCCAAUCAGGUUGUGGAUUCACUUCCACCUGGAGCUGGAUUGGGUGGCUCCAGCCGACCAAUCAUACUGCUGCAUUGUUCUAGGACCAAUCAGACUGCUGCAUUUUGGAUCCUAUUGUUCUAGGACCAAUCAGACUGCUGCAGUUUGGGUCCUAUUCAACUCAGUACAUAACAUCUCCAUUGACAAAAUAAAGGGAAUUUUGCGUCUGUAGUUGUAGCUCAGAAGGGCAAUAACCCCUUGAUCCAGUUCCCUCCUCUAUUUCUAUUUUACAGCCCUAUUAUUAUUAUUAUAAUUAUUAUUAUUAUUAUUCUGGAUGUGGAGGAGACUUAGCAUCCCACAAUCUCCUUUUUCUGUGGAGGACCAAGUGGUCCAUGAGGAGAUCCACAUUCUGCAAGCUGAACAUUCUCUUAUUUCCCCUUUAUUUGACUCUUUCCCGUAGAUUUGUCUCUGGCAUUGUCGACUUGCAUUACAAAGACGACCGCUCUGUGCAGGAUGAUUUUGAGCUGCAGUCCUGGAUACAUGACGUCUUCACAAAAGGCUUCCUGCAACAAGACUCCUCUGGUAUUGCCCAGCCCUCAUAAAAUUAAGGGAUUUCCUAUAGCAAUGAACAGUGGGAGGGGGAUAAGAAUCCACCAAUGGUUAUAAAAGUAGCCACGCAUGCCAUGCUCCUCAGUGUACCUUAAUGCUGUUCAAUGAACUCUAAGUCACAUGGGACUGAGGUAUAUGGUCAAUAGGUCAAACAGGUGAAUAGUCCCCAUAAAACAGAAAGUGAAAAUAUCUGCCAACUGACGCUUGGAAGUUUCAAUGGUCCUGAAAGGGCCAGCACCACAUACCCUGCAAGUGUCUCUGAAAACCCAGGAAAUCUUGUUUUUUCUCGCGAGAGAAUGGUGACCAUUUUGGACACCAUGAUUUCCCAUGUUUCUGCACUGUGAUCCCCCCAAAAGCGCUUUUGAGGGCCGCAAUCUUGUGGAGCACCCCAAAACAUGCAUUUUUGGGUGCCAUGCCUGGGCAAAGCGCUGUUUUUUUUGGGGGGGGGGUUGUGGCAUGAAAUCAUGCAAGAUUACAAAGUUCAAAAUGGCCGCCAUUGCCUUGUGAGAAAAAAUGGGUUGAUGGUGUCCUGGAAAACUGUGUCCUGGAAUUUAUCCUUGAAAUGUCGGACAGUAUGGAACCAUUAAUAGAUGCUCACUAUUUUAAAGCUGAUCUUCAGCACCAUGAGGACUACAUAGUUUUCGAAAGAAAUCUAACGAGAUUUGCAUAUGGCAACACAAUGCGUGUGCCUGCCCUUAUACUGCACCCCUCCUUAUUGAAAGGACUCGCUCCUGAUUAAUAACUGUUGUGGAUUUAGCUUUCCUCUUCCUCUUCGCAGGCAUCCCUUCCACAUUCAAAACUGUGAAAGAGGUCAAGAAGUUCUUCACGAUGGCGAUUUAUACCAGCUCGGCCCAGCACUCUGCCGUCAACAGUGGGCAGGUAGGAGAGGGGUGCUCUCUCAUAUUCACCUCCAGGCAGGUAGACAUCGUGAGGUGGACUAAGUAGGCCUGGCUACAAACCUAUGUUGGGUUUUAUAAUAGUUUUAACUGUCAUGGCUUGCCCCAAAGAAUCCUGGGGCAUAGCUGUCAACGUUUCCCCUUUUUAAAGGGAAAUUCUCUUAUUCCGAACAGGAUUCUUUGCAAGAAAAGGGGAAAGUUGACAGCUAUGUCCUGGGGAAAGAUCCCAAGAUGCCCCACUCUGAAGACAACUCUAAUGGUUCUCUGGGGAGCUAAAAUGACUGUUGAACCAGUUUACUUUUAUGGUGUCAAUGGGCCAAAAGAGAAAAGCUUGGCUGUUUCGGCCAGAAGCCAUCAAUAGCCCAUAAAUUUGUCUGAUCGUCAUUCAAAGCUGUCCAGAUUGGCAGCUUUUGUUGCCUCCUGCAGGAGCGUGUUCCACAGUUUAACGAUGUGACGUGUGGUGAGGUCUUUUCUUUCUCCUGAAACUUCCAACAAGAUUUCUGAUGGAGCAGAGCUUUCACACAGGUGAAACUUGGAAAAUUAGAAUAUCGUGGAAAAGUUCAUUUAUUUCAGUAAUUUAACUUAAAAGGUGAAACUAAUAUAUGAGAUAGACUCAUGACAUGCAAAGAGAGAUAUGUCAAGCCUUUAUUUGGUAUAAUUGUGAUGUUUAUGGUGUACAGCUAAUGAAAACCCCAAAUUAACAAUCUCAGAAAAUUAGAAUAUUAAAUGAAAUCAGCAAAACAAGGGCUGCAAAUAUUGGACCUCUGAGAAGUAGAAGCAUGCACAUGUACUCAGUACUUGGUUUGGGCCCUUUUGCAUCAAUUACUGCCUCAAUGCGGCGUGGCAUGGAUGCUAUCAGCCUGUGGCACUACUGAGGUGUUAUGGAAGACCAGGAAGCUUCAAUAGCAGCCUUCAGCUCUUCUGCAUUGCUCGGUCUCAUGUCUCUCAUCUUUCUCUUGGCAGUGCCCCAUAGAUUCUCUAUGGGGUUCAGGUCAGGCGAGUUUGCUGGCCAAUCAAGCACAGUAAUCCCAUGGGCACUGAACUAGGUUUUUGUACUUUUGGCAGUUGACAAAGUCCUGCUGGAAAAUGAAGUCAGCAUCCCCAUAAAGCUCAUCUGCGGAAGGAAGCAUGAAGUGCUCCAAAAUCUCCUGGUAGACGGCUGUGUUGACCCUGGACUUAACGGAGCACAGUGGACCAACACCAGCUGAUGACAUGGCUCCCCAAAUCUCUUUUCUGAUGAGAGCAGCUUUUGCAUCUCAUUUGGAAACCAAGGACCCAGAGUCUGGAGGAAGAACGGGGAGACACACAAUGCCAGAUGCUUGAAGUCCAGUGUGAAGUUUCCCCAGUCUGUGUUGAUUUGGGGAGCCAUCUCAUAUAUUAGUUUCACCUUUUAAGUUGAAUUACUGAAAUAAAUGAACUUUUCCACGAUAUUCUAAUUUUCCAGGUUUCACCUGUAUUUAUCUUUAUUUCAUAAAUUUGUAUGCCUCUCGAUUGCGUAGCCCACCUCUUUGCGUUCUUAAUCCUGGGGGGGGGGGCGGUUGCUUUUAUUCGCAGUUUGACUUGGGGGCGUGGAUGCCCAACUUCCCCCCGUCCAUGAGGAAGCCGCCGCCUCAGACCAAGGGGGCGGCAAACUUGAAGGACUACCUAGACACCAUCCCGGCCAUCAACACCACCUGCACCAUCCUGAGCACGCUGUGGUUGCUUAGUUCCAAAUCUCCAGAUAUGGUGAGUGGGUGGCCGUCUGCCAUGGAUACUUGAGCUGAGAUUCCUGCAUUGCCGGGGGUUGGGAUAGAUGUGUUGGCUAUUUGCAGAUUAGUUGUGCUGCAGAAAUAUUGCUGGGGAGACCACACAUUACAAGGAACACAAAAGAACUUUAGCUAGGUUUUAAUAACAAAACUCUCGAGAGUCCCAUGGACUGCAAGAAGAUCAAACACAUCCAUUCUUAAGGAAAUCAGCCCUGAGUGCUCACUGGAAGGACAGAUCGUGAAGCUGAGGCUCCAAUACUUUGGCCACCUCAUGAGAAGAGAAGACUCCCUGGAAAAGACCCUGAUGUUGGGAAAGAUGGAGGGCACAAGGAGAAGGGGACGACGGAGGACGAGAUGGUGGGACAGUGUUCUUGAAGCAACCAGCAUGAGUUUGACCAAACUGUGGGAGGCAGUGGAAGACAGGAGGGCCUGGCGUGCUCUGGUCCAGGGGGUCACGAAGAGUCGGACAUGACUAAACGACUAAACAACAAAUAACAAAAACCAAAACUCCUUUUACAUUAAUUAUAAUAUAUCAAUAAGCAUGACCCAUCCACCAACCCAUCCCCCAGGGCACUGGGAGAGCAAGGUGCUGCUCUUUAUAUACUAUACCCAAUUGCUGACACAGCUUAAUUAACACAACUUAGCAGCACCUGCUAUACUGAUUCACAGCUGUAAAACUAGGUCAUGUUAUUUGCUCAGGCCCUUAAAGACACACAAAUCUUGUGGAACAAUAAUGAACCUUCACAUUUAAAGAGACCAUUCAACAAGAUGACCCUGGGGUGUCUUCCAACCUUACAGUUCUGUGGUUAAAAGAUGAAGAGUGCCUUUUAUAAUAACAGUGAAAAUAUUACAAAGACUGUGCAUGGAGUCUGCAAGCUACAGCCUGGCAGGAACCGGUUGCAAGGGCAGGGAUGGUUUCUGCUCUCUUCUUCUCCCCUCUCCCAAUUAACCUCCAUCUCCAGGGCCUGCCCUGUGACAUCACCAGGGGCCUUCAAAUCUCAGGGUCUGGGAUGACCCUGACCUGGCAACCCCACCCUGGAACUCCAUUGUAUACUGCCUCUUGGGGCCUGCUAUUCUUGCUUAGCCAGAUACUUUCCCUCUUUUUGACAGGUACGCUUGGGGAAAUACCCUGAGGAGCAUUUCACGGAGGAUGCCCCAAAGGGUCUCAUUGAGGCCUUUCAGCAGGACCUGCACAGGAUCUCCCAGGAAAUCGAGGAAAGGAACGAGUCUGUCUCCAAACUGAUCCCUUCUGGCUAUGAGUACCUGUACCCGCCUGAGAUAGAGAACAGCGUCGCUAUAUAA